AUCAGGCGUCGAGUUAAAAAGAGUUUAGUGAAGUAUCAGAAAAAAAAAAAAAAGAAAAAGAGAAAUAGAAAAAAGAAAAAAACGAAAGGCAAAGUCCUGAGAAAAACAGUAUCGCCUUGUUUUAACAGGUAAACCAAUACAUAGAAAUCAUAAUGAAUCGUUGGGAAGGAAAAGUCGCGGUCGUGACUGGUUGCGCAUCCGGAAUCGGCAAAGCGAUUACGCGUGCUCUACUUGAAAGGAAGAUAAUCGUAGUUGGUUUGGAUAUUCAGAACAAGGAAGAGAAAGAAAUGGCUGACAAUAGAGAGAAUAGAUAUUAUCCUCUUCGUUGCGAUAUUACCAAUGAGGACGAUGUGGAUGCUGCCUUUUUAUUUAUCCAAAAGAAAUUUAACGGAGUUGAUAUUAUGGUGAAUAAUGCCGGUAUUAUAGAAUUUUGUCCUAUUAUCGAAAGCAACAAGAAGACAUUUGAAAAGCUGUUAAAUAUUAAUGUACUCGCAAUGGCUGUGUGUACGAAUCGUGCGGUACGUUCGAUGCGAGAGAGGAACGUCGAAGGGCAUAUUUUCAAUAUCAACAGUAUUCUAGGACAGAAUAUAUACCCACCUCUUUAUCCCGACAUCCCCGGCCAUAACGGAUGGAAUUUGUAUUCUGCUUCUAAACAUGCCACAAUCGCAUUAACGAAUACAGUAAGACAUGAAUUGUGCGCUAUUAAAUCGCCCAUUAAAAUUACAAGUAUUUGUCCAGGUAUCGCGAAAACUAAUUUAAUGAAUAGAUUUCUGGCCAUUAAAGAAUUACUUAUUAAACAAUCAACACUUUUACCGGAAGACAUUGCCGAUGCAUUAGUUUAUGCACUUGGAACACGUCCCGAGGUUCAGAUUACAAAUAUAACAAUACAACACAUAAGAGAAGCAUAAUCAAUUAAGUUUUUAAGGAUAUUUAAAAUGAAACAUUAUACUGGCUGUUAAA
Vespa crabro (European hornet) is the source of this 960-nucleotide messenger RNA. RefSeq names its product farnesol dehydrogenase-like. NCBI's taxonomy places the organism in Eukaryota, Metazoa, Arthropoda, Insecta, Hymenoptera, Vespidae. Gene Ontology annotation, molecular function: oxidoreductase activity. Bases 153 to 908 code for a protein of 251 amino acids. The transcript has 6 exons. The record is from RefSeq and is a predicted model, not a curated record.